AUGGAAUCCGACGACGAAUUCGUUGACCAGGUGGACUCCGAUCCAGAACUGCGGGAUAUGUCGCUCUCGCCGGAACCCCAGGGCAUGGCCAAGAGAACCCGAUCGAGAGCAACUAAUACGGACUUGAAAAACUCAUCUGGUGGCUAUGCAUGGGAAGACGAGUACCAGCGUACAUGGGACGUGGUAAAAGAUGACUCGGAGGGCCAAAGAUCGAUAGAACUGCUAGUUCAGCAGAUGAUUGAGGCUAGAAAGAAGAAGAUAAUGAAAAAUCCAACUACUCCAUUUCAAAGAGGAAUCAUUCGUACACUUGUGGUGAUAAUCGAUGGAUCUCUGAUAAUGCUGGAGAAGGAUUUGCGUCCAACCCGUUUCGGUGCCAUGCUCACAUACCUACAAGAUUUCAUUGUAGAGUUUUUCGACCAGAAUCCCAUCUCGCAGUUAGGUAUUGUCAUGAUGAGAAACGGAGUGGCUCAUUUGGUAAGCGAGGUAAGUGGACUGCCGCAACACCAUAUUGACAAGUUGAGGGCAUUAAAGAGCCGUCAGCAUAACAGGUAUGAACCAAAGGGCGAUCCUUCACUCCAGAAUGCUCUCGAAUUAGCUCGUUCUCUACUUAUGGCUAAUUUUGGCGGCCCAGCCGCAGCAUCAGCAAAGAAUUCGAAGGAGAUCUUAAUUAUUUUUGGAGCCCUUUUUACGUCUGACCCAGGUGAUAUUCACAGAACUAUUGACUCCUUGGUUAAAGAUAAGAUAAAGGUCAAAGUCAUCGGUCUUUCGGCACAAGUGGCUAUUUGCCAGGAAAUUGUUAACAAAACAAACUUUCUGGGUUCAGCAAGCCACAAGACAAUUGUCGAUAGUACAGCAUCACAAUACUACGGAGUAAUCAUGAAUGACGCUCAUUUCAAGGAGCUCUUGAUGGACUGCGUCGAACCUCUUGCCGUUACAAAGGGAUCCGCAGAAGCACAACAAGAACUUACUAAGGGGGUGCCACUAAUUCGGAUGGGUUUCCCACUGAAAUUUUCUCCGAACGUGGCAACUUCUAAUGCCCUUGUAUCAGCGAACUUCCCUCAUUUAUGCGCUUGCCAUCCAACCCAGUCUUCCGAGGAAGCGAAGGAAACAGUUGUUGUCCAAAAUGGCCAGGGAAGCAACCUGAACGUGACAACAUCUAACGUAGUGGGAUAUAUCUGCCCACAAUGCCGCAAUAGAGUUUGUCAUCUUCCUACAAUCUGCCCGGUAUGUGGGUUGAUGUUGAUCUUGUCGACGCACUUGGCCCGUUCUUACCAUCAUUUGGUUCCUUUAAACGAUUUUGAAGAUGUUCCCGUAGCAGCUUCAUACAACAGCACAUACUGUUACGGAUGUCUCCUUCGAUUUCCAGAUGGUACCGAAAACUCUGAGGAUGCUCUAACAAGUUCUAGAUACCGAUGUUCUAGAUGUUCAAGUGACUUCUGCAUUGAUUGCGAUGUAUUCGUACACGAAGUGCUUCACAAUUGUCCUGGUUGCGAGAACAUGAGCUGA
Molecule: messenger RNA, 1506 nt
Organism: Sungouiella intermedia
Lineage: Eukaryota; Fungi; Ascomycota; Pichiomycetes; Serinales; Metschnikowiaceae
Source: the annotation of a GenBank genome assembly